This is a messenger RNA of Schistocerca cancellata (South American locust), 1859 nucleotides long. RefSeq names its product alpha-2-macroglobulin receptor-associated protein. Gene Ontology annotation, biological process: regulation of receptor-mediated endocytosis. Gene Ontology annotation, molecular function: heparin binding; low-density lipoprotein particle receptor binding; receptor antagonist activity. The coding region runs from base 118 to 1200 and encodes 360 amino acids. The record is from RefSeq and is a predicted model, not a curated record. Gene Ontology annotation, cellular component: endoplasmic reticulum; endomembrane system. Lineage: Eukaryota; Metazoa; Arthropoda; Insecta; Orthoptera; Acrididae. The transcript is spliced from 7 exons.
UGUUUACGAUUUCGGCGUAAACCAGAGUAUAGCACUACUGUACGCUUUAGGAGUUUGCGUCAUCGCGGUUCUCAUAAGUUGUGUUGAGGACUGUGUGUCCAACUCGGAGUUGUAGAGAUGUUUUUACGGGAGUUAAUAAUUGUUUUAAUAUUCGGUUUCGUUAUUGCGAGUGAACAUAACAAAUAUUCUGCCGGUGCAAAUGUGAAAUCUGACAUUUUAAGUGAAUCAGGAAAUUACUUUAGAACACUGCAAAAACCAUUUAGAAUGGCAAAAUUAAAUAUGUUAUGGUCCAAGGCACAAUUGAGAUUAACAGAACCAAAGCUGAAGUCUUUGUAUAGUGAACUGAAGAUCCAUGACAAAGAAGAACUGGUGUGGAAGAAGAUGAAAGCAGAUGGGUUAGACAAAGAUGGUCUAGAAGAAGCAAAAAUGAGAAAGCGUCUGAUUGGAAUAAUGAGUACAUAUGGUCUUCUUGAACAUUUUGAAGAUAUCAAUGACCCAAAACAGUACAAGCAGCACAAGGCUUUUAAUGAAGCAUCUGAGGAUUAUAUAAAUAAAAGUUUAUUUAAGGACAAGAAACUGAACAAGUUGUGGGAGAAAGCAGAAAAGGCGGGUUUCACAGCUGAAGAGUUACAAGCCUUAAAAGAGGAAUUUGGUCAUCAUCAGGACAAGAUAGAUCAGUAUUAUUCUCUCCUGCACGAAGUAAAGGAAGGAAUGGCAGCAGACGAUACAGACAGUAAUUCUGUAGAUAAUACAUUAGACCGUUUCAAUGCUCUUGAAGAACAGGAAGAGCCUGCAAAGGAUCACAGGCACAAAGCCAACAUGUUACGUGAACGCCAUCGUGACAUCAGAGAUGGAUACGAUCGCUUGCACCGAAUUGCUGCAAAGGGCCCUAAUAGCAAAGAAUUUGUGGAGCCAAAAGUACAAGGAUUGUGGCAGAUGGCAUUGAAUGGUAAUUUUAGUACUGAGGAGUUGGAGUCUCUUCGGGUGGAGUUGAUGCACUAUGAGAAUCGUUUGCUGAAACUCCGGCACCUUCAAGCCGAAGCUGCACUUGGCGCAGGACAUAGAGCUACUAAACCAGCAGGAGAGAAACCUGCAACACUGGAAGACUUGGAAGACAGUAUCAAGAAGCAUGCUCGCAAAGCAGACAAGCUGCACGCACACCUUGAAUCCAAAAUAAUAAACAAACACAUGGAACUUUAGUAAGUUGUCUAAUGUAUGCUGCGCAUUUAAUUUCUAGCACACAGUCUCAUUGACUUCCAUAGGAGUGGAUUUUUUUUUAAAUUGUAAAAUUCUUGAUUUAAUGUUAGCUGUACUUGUUGAAUAGUAGUAUGAUAAUGAUAUGAGUUCUUAGAAGGAAUGAGAAAAAGUAAAGCAAGUUGUUUUUAUCUAGGAAGACAGAGGAAUAUUACCCAGUUGUAACUAUCACUAAGCCUGUGAUUAAAUAACUCUUGUAGAAUGAGGUAUUUUUCUCCUUUUUUCUAUAAAACAUUUUUUUGAGUACUGCAGUGUCACUUGAGGUUCUGCCUAGUAAAAUGGUUAACAUUGGUAGAAUUAUUUCAGUAAAUACAGAAUCUCAGUUAUUGAAUAUAGUGAGAUGACAUGCUCUUGUAAUAUUUUAUAAUAACUGGAUAGGAAACAGAUUCAUAGGAAAUAUUUCUGGUGCACUGCUUGUCUUCCUUUUUCGUAUACAAUUUUGGAAAAAGGUAGAAUUUUUUUUCUGUGUUUUCAUAGGCCUACAACCAUUUCUUUAUCAAAUGUUAUACACAAACAAACAAAUAAAUAAAUAAAAAUAUAAACGCCCAAACUCAGGGGAAAGAGAAUAAAAUUGCUGUAUAGUUUACAUAUGUAUUCUUUUAUAA